Molecule: messenger RNA, 2619 nt
Organism: Trichophyton benhamiae CBS 112371
Lineage: Eukaryota; Fungi; Ascomycota; Eurotiomycetes; Onygenales; Arthrodermataceae
Exons: 4
Coding region: 1-2619 (872 amino acids)
Molecular function (GO): protein binding
Source: RefSeq, a predicted model, not a curated record
AUGACGAAAAUCGAAGAAAGCAUCCAUUCAACAACAGCCGAAAUGGAGAGUUCACCUUUAAUGAAACUCCCGUUUGAAACCCUGGAGGCUAUCUUCUCUCAUAUAGACCCAGAGGAUCUUGUCAGCUUGUGUUUGGUUUCAAGGUCAGUCAGGGAGUAUGCUGCAUCUCGACUCUACCGAUCUCUCGAGUGCAUUCUCCAGCCCAAGAGUGAUCUCGAGCACAAGUGGCCGAUUGACCGCCUCGCGAAGCAACUAGAAACGUUGACAACAAGUGAUUUCAACUAUGCGGCAUAUAUCAAGUCAAUAUGCUUGGACACAGCACCGCUUACCGAUGAUAAUGACUAUCAGUUCCAAGAACAGAUAGCAGAUCAGUUCAAAUAUGAUACCCCCUGUGGAAAAUUCUUCAACAACCUCCUUCUUGCGUCAAUCAAGAGGAUAUCAACAUUGGAAUCCUUUCGAUGGAAUGCGGGCCUUGAACUCAAUCCGGCAGUCUUUGCGGCGCUUGCAAAAAUCCCAAGCUUGCAGCAUAUAUGCAUUCGAAUGCCCGCGGGAGUAGAACCUAUCCAGAAAAAGUCCACGCCAGCUCCUCCUCCAGGCCCUCCGACCCAGCCACUGCCCCUUCCAGUUCAGCUCAACCAAAUUCAUAUGCAUUCAGCACCUCCAAUGGCAUCGGUUAAUCAUCUAUCCCACAACUCUACGGGCUGUCGUGACAAGUUCAAGAGCCGCAAAUAUUGGGAUCCAACUCAGACUUUCUCUCAUUUCAACAAAAUAAACUCCCUGGAAGUCCUAGAAAUGGAUAACCUCGGGUAUAUUGAUGAGAUUUCAAAAUGCAUAUUACAGUCAUCUGGAACCCUAAAACACCUGAAGUUAUCGUUUUCAGAACGGCUAGCUCUCUCAGCGCGCAAGAAGAAAGAUGAGGAGAUCUCAGAAACAAGCAGCGUUCAAGACGAGGAAGAACUCUAUCAGCCUCUCCCUCCUCCACCUCCUCCCGGCCAGCCUGCAGCCUUUACUUCAUCUAGCUCCAGGAAUUCUGAGGUCCGGCGCGAACGUCUUGCUCAGGAACAGGUUCUUGCUCGCCUCUUCAGCUUAGACAUUGACAAGAAUGCGAUGCCACAAAAAGAGUCAAAUGAGCUUGUUGAUAACGCUGUUACCGGUACAACCAAAAGUCUCCAGGUUGGGGACGGUGCAGAUGUAUCCCUUAUUAAUGACUUAAAAUCAGUUUUGGAAAAGCUUAACACACAACAACCAAAAUAUCAAGCUGUCAUAGCCGAGAUUGAAAAGGUUACAGGCCCAUAUCAGGAUUCCGAAAAAGAAACAGGUAAUGAAACACAGCAAGGUGAACAGUCAACCGCUCCACCAGCUGCAUCCUCAGGUGAGAAAGAUGGCGAUAACGCCGUAGCGGCUGAUGGCAACCAGGAGAGCAAAGAGCCUGGACCGAAAUCCGGUGAUACAGAUACCCUCAUUACAGGUGAUGCUGAAGACAUGGACCUAGAGAAGCGUUUACAAACCCUUGUAGACAUGGAACAUCCUGAUGACAUUAGUGAAGGAGAAGAUCAGGAGUUUGUUGAUGAAAUGAUCGAUACCGCACCACGUCUCAAAGCGAUGACCAAUGGCACGGUUCAUUUUGGUAAAUCAAAAGACAAAGGACCUGCGAAUAAGAUACCAGCCGACAAUGACGAUCAUAGCAUAAAUGAACACGAGGUCAUUCAUAACUAUGUUCGCCAACAUCACGGCAUCGCGCUCGACAGCCUCUCAAUCUAUUUGGUUCCAGUCAAACCCUCCAUCCUUUGUCGAGGCAUCAACGUGUGGACUCUGAGACAUAUCUCCUUGCUCAACGUUGGUCCGCAGAGGGCAUUAUGGGCCACGCUGGAGAAUCUAAAUAGCUAUAACCCUAUUCCGCUUAUCUCUGUUCACACAGACAAUGUGACCAGUAACCUGCUAUCUUUCCUCAGUGGCCUACGACGCCUAGAGGAACUAUUUAUGAUAGAGCGUAGUACUCGCUCUAGAGUAGAGCCUUCUACUCCCAAACCUACUGUUACAGUUGAAGGGAUGCGCGAUCUUGUGCUCGCCAAACAUAUCGGCACACUAAAGCGGCUGAUGAUAAGAAAUGACAACGAUUUAAGCUGGUCUUUGGAUCCAGCAUCUGUUCUACUCAUCACUAGAAACGGCCACAAGUUGAUUGAACUAGUGGCCCACCUCGGCUCCCGGUGCUUUCAUUUACUGAUGCGACAUAUGAGCACCAUGGAGUCUCUCAGUGUACUUCAUGUCCUUUUCUCGGACCCGGAUUACUGCGUUAGUGUCCUGGACGAGGUACGGGAGUCUGCUAUUGAUAACUUUGCGCACUACUCCUCCGUCAAGGACGUCUACAUUGGCGUGAGCUAUGCCUCUGGUGGCCCUGUGCAAACGCGCUGUACCUUUAUGAAAUUCCGUAACAGAAACGGCCUGACGAACAAGGAAAGCCGAACAUUUGACUCCAACAAAAACGAUACGGCUGAUAUUGACGAAGAUUUUAUCAACCCCGACCCAUCAACCCGUGUAAUCCUCUCAGAGGUUGCUCAUUUUGAAGACACACCGGGAGUCAAAGUUUGGAAGAAAGAAAACUGGAACUUAAUGUUGUGA